CCGGAAAUGAACAAACAAAUCACUGCUAAUAAUUGUCGAUAUUAGUAUUGUUAUUAUUUAUGUAAACAUUCAAAAGUUGAAACUUAAAAAAAUGAGUUUGCCAUACGAAAAACACGGAACUAAACGACCUCUGUCUCCAAGUGAAAGACAGGUGUGCCAGGUGAGUGACCUGCAGGGGUGGGAUUCAGCUGACCCAGGAAGUGACGAGAGAAGGCGGACAUUUUUACGACUGAUGGGAGCCUCCAAGAAAGAACACGCGGGACGCCUGGUCGUCGUAAACCACAAGUCAACGCCACAAGUCAACGCCACAUUUCUGCAGCAAAACAGUCUCUUCCAUGCAAACCUCUCCACCACUACGGGCAAGACCAAAGAGCUGUCAAAAGACCUGAGGGACAAGAUUGUAGACCUGCACAAGAUCGGGAUGGGCUACAAAACCGUCAGCUAG
Nerophis lumbriciformis (worm pipefish) is the source of this 445-nucleotide messenger RNA. Its product is annotated as small acidic protein-like. Lineage: Eukaryota; Metazoa; Chordata; Actinopteri; Syngnathiformes; Syngnathidae. The record is from RefSeq and is a predicted model, not a curated record.